AUAGUCUGACUGAAGAUAAAAAUUUUCACAUUAAUUGUUAAUUAGACUUGUUCUAUUAUUCCUUUUAUAUAAUUCAGACAAUUUGUCAUAUUUUAUUUGAUCAUGACUACUGUCCUAAUGAGAUCAAAGGUAAUAAACCUUAAAAGAGGUUUUUCAACUAGUUCAUAUGUUCAAUAUCAAAAUCUUACUGAAAAGAUUGUACAAAGGUAUGCAGUAGGUACUUCAAAGGAAGUUCAUAGUGGAGAUUAUGUCACUAUUAAGCCUCAAUAUUGUAUGUCUCAUGAUAAUACUUGGCCUAUUGCAACUAAAUUCUUAAAUUUAGGAGCAACUAAAGUUAAAGAUAAUAAACAAAUUGUAUUUACCUUAGAUCAUGAUGUUCAAAAUAAAACUGAUAAAAAUUUAACAAAAUAUAAAAAUAUUGAAGAAUUUAGUAAGAAAUUUGGAAUCGAUUUUUACCCUGCUGGUAGAGGUAUUGGUCAUCAAAUUAUGAUUGAAGAAGGUUAUGCAUUUCCAUUAAAUUUAACUGUUGCAUCUGAUUCUCAUUCAAAUACUUAUGGUGGAAUUGGAUCUUUAGGAACUCCUAUUGUUAGAACUGAUGCAGCAUCAAUAUGGUCAACUGGUCAAACUUGGUGGCAAAUUCCUCCGGUUGCUAGAGUAGAAUUAGUAGGUCAAUUACCUAAAGGUACAACUGGUAAAGAUAUUAUUAUUGCCCUUUGUGGUAUAUUUAAUAAAGAUGAAGUAUUAAAUCAUGCAAUUGAAUUUACUGGUGAAAGUAUUGAAAGUUUACCAAUUGAUUAUAGAUUAACUAUUGCUAAUAUGACUACUGAAUGGGGUGCACUUUCUGGUUUAUUCCCAAUCGAUGAUACUUUAAUAAAUUGGUAUGAACAAAGAUUAGCUAAAGUUGGACCAAAUCAUCCUAGAAUUAAUAAUGAAUCAUUAGCUUAUAUUAAAAAUAAUAAAGUCGCUGCUGAUGAACAAUCUAAAUAUGCUAAAAAAUUAACUAUUGAUUUAUCUUCAUUAUCUACUGCUUAUAUUUCAGGUCCUAAUUCCGUUAAAAUUUCAACUCCAUUAUCUGAAUUAUCUGCUCAAGACAUCAAGAUCGAUAAGGCUUAUUUGGUGUCCUGUACAAACUCUCGUCUUAGUGAUAUUGAAGCUGCUGCUUCUGUAUUAAAGGGUAAACAAGUGGCUCCUGGAGUUGAAUUCUAUGUUGCUGCUGCAUCAUCUCAAGUUCAAAAGGAAGCUGAAGCUUCAGGUGCUUGGAAGACUAUCUUGGAUGCUGGUGCUAAACCAUUACCUUCAGGUUGUGGUCCAUGUAUUGGUUUAGGUACUGGAUUAUUAAAAGAUGGAGAAGUUGGUAUUUCUGCCACCAAUAGAAACUUUAAAGGUAGAAUGGGUUCAAAAGAUGCUCUUGCAUAUUUAGCAUCUCCUGAAGUUGUUGCUGCUUCUGCUGUUUUGGGAAAAAUUGGUGGUGUUGAAGAAUUAACUGGUGGUAAAGUUCCUGAAGCAGUUGAUCCUGUAGUUGAAACUAUAAUUCCUGAAAAUGAAAAUGUUGAUAGUGCUGAUUCAUCCUCUAAAGUUGAAAUCAUUGAUGGAUUCCCAAGUCAAAUUCAAGGUGAAUUACUUCUCUGUAAUGCAGACAAUAUCAAUACUGAUGGUAUAUAUCCAGGUAAAUAUACUUAUCAAGAUGAUGUCCCACCAGAAAAGAUGGCUGAAGUGUGUAUGGAGAAUUAUGAUCCUGAAUUUAGACAUAUAGCUACUGGAUCUGAUAUUAUUGUUAGUGGAUAUAAUUUUGGAACUGGGUCAUCUCGUGAACAAGCUGCUACUGCAAUUUUAGCUAAAGGUAUGAAAUUAGUUGUAGCUGGUUCAUUUGGUAAUAUCUUUUUUAGAAACUCUACCAACAAUGCCUUAUUGACAUUAGAAAUUCCACCUUUAAUUAAUAAAUUAAGAGAAAUAUAUCAAGAUUCAAAAGAAUUAACUAUAAGAACUGGUUGGUUACUCAAUUGGGAUAUUCCUUCAGCUUUAGUUACUGUUAAAGAUAAGGCAACUGGUGAACUUAUCUUACAACAUAAAGUUGGUGAACUCGGAACCAACCUUCAAGAAAUUAUAGUUCAAGGCGGAUUAGAAGGUUGGGUCAAAAACGAAAUCCAAAAAGAAUAGAUAAUUCAUAGUAUUUAUAUUGUACGCAUUUAAUUGUAUUUAUUUAAUAAACACGUCAUUUAAUUUUUCAUUAUCUUUAUUGACAUUGAUUAUGAUAAAAUUAUUUACCAUUCAUU
Messenger RNA from Scheffersomyces amazonensis, 2273 nucleotides. It is a transcript of the gene LYS4, whose product is annotated as homoaconitate hydratase. Gene Ontology annotation, biological process: L-lysine biosynthetic process. Lineage: Eukaryota; Fungi; Ascomycota; Pichiomycetes; Serinales; Debaryomycetaceae. The record is from RefSeq and is a predicted model, not a curated record. Bases 103 to 2157 code for a protein of 684 amino acids. Gene Ontology annotation, molecular function: 4 iron, 4 sulfur cluster binding; homoaconitate hydratase activity. The transcript has a single exon.